CUCCUCGCCUGGCCGAACGCCGGGGCCCAUCCGUAAUUCCUAUAAAUAGGUCGUGGCAUAUCCGGCAUCAUUGGAGCUCUCCUGCCCCUUCUGCGCCGAAAUCCAUCGACCUAGGUUUCCCGAUUUUGGAAAAUAAAAGGGGGGAAAUCAAUCUAUAAAGACUUCGAUUCCAACGGCUCCGAGAUUUCAAACACCGAAGUGUAUAGAAUUCUUCGAGGUAGUCCCUUUCUCUCGAUCUUCACCCCUUCGAGACUACUGAAACUUUCUCCAGUUGUUACAACUUAGCUUCUGAAUCCGCCUUUUUUGGAUUUUCUUUUUGUUAAUUACAAGGUUCUUGAGCGUGUAUUCUUUGAUUGUUUUUUAAUCGCAUGAUCAAAUUCGCGUGCUCUGUUCUUUUUUUAUGUUCAGAGGGUUUGAUUUGAGUUGGUUCUUCGUUUUUGUGGGGAUUCUAGCUUUUACUGCGGAAUCACGAGUGUGGUUCCUUCUAAAACCCUAGAUUUUUGAGCUGGUAAUCUUGAAAAAUCCAUGCAACUCUUUUCUCUUGAUUCAUAGCUGCAAGAACUCGAAUUACUUGAAAGGUAUUAACUUUGUAUUCUACUUCAAGUUGUGAUGAUCUUAUUGCUUGCGUCCAGAAGGAUCGAAUUUGAAAUUUAUAGAGUUCAUAGAUUCGGAGCUGUUUUUGAAUCUCUGGUACGAUAUGGCUUCAUCUCCAUGCAAUUCCUACUCUGAACCUCCAAUAAUCGAGCAAGUGAUCACCGAAUUCUUUGCCAAGAGCCUCCAUAUCAUACUUGAGUCGAGGUCUCCUUUUGUCUCCUCUCGUAAUUAUAGUUUGGAUCAUUUUGCCUCCUCACCUUCCUCCUCUUCCUCAUCAUCGAGCAGCCGGCCGAGGGAUAAGUGGUUCAAUUUGGCUUUACGAGGCUGCCCGGCGGCACUUGAGAAUUUUGACCUCUGGCGGCAGAGCAAUCUUGAACCAUUGGUUGUUGAUGUGCUCUUGGUCCGUCAAUCCUCAACCAUGGAUAUGACUCGCCUGUCUCCUGGUAGGUGCCUGCUGCGGAAUCCCUCGGGGAAGGAUAAGUUCCCAAUGAGUCCCAGGCAGGAUGAGCUUGGAACUAGAAGUGAGAAGAUCAUAGAGAGAUGGAUUGUUCAGUAUGAGAGUCGAAAGAACAGCAACUUUGGAAAGGAAAUGUACUUGGGUAGUAGGAAAAGUAGCGGUGUGUCUCAUCACUCUUCUGAAAUCCCAACUUUGUACAAGAAAACAUACAAGAGAACUACCGUAAUGCUUCGGUCUUUGUAUCUGUUUGUUAGGCUGUUACCUGCAUACAAACUUUUCCGUGAACUCAAUUCCUCAGGCCGAAUCCGCCCGCUUAGCCUUUCCCACAGAAUCAAUUUUUUUAUUGAGCCUUUUACUCAGGCAGAGGAUGCUGAGAUGAACCAAUUUAGUUUUGUGCCAAUUGACACUCCAUGUGGCAGAUUGUGUCUGUGUGUCUCAUACCUCCCAAUAUUGGAAGAUGUGAGUUCAGAGCCUUCUACACCCUUGUCUACACAGUUUAUAAUGGAUUAUGUUGGUAGUCCAACAACUGAUCCUUUUAAGAGAUUCCAGUCACUCCCUUCAGCAGGACUGGCACGGCGACAUAGUUGGAGCAAUGACCAUGGAGGCAUGCCUUCGGGAUCUCCCUCUCCAUCACCUACAUACUCUGAUUCUCAAGCUGUGCAUUAUAACCCUACUGUACACCUCCCUCCUCAUCACCUGCAUGAUCAGCCUCGUUCAGCAAUCUCAAUCCCGCGCAAUGCUUUAGCAGCCCGUAAGAAAAACACAAGUUUUGAAGAUUACUUAUCAUCAUUUCCAUUUUCGGCUGCAUCUUCCCCUUUUACACCAACCCAUUUUUAUGGUGGCCAUUUACCAAAUUCUCUCCUACGCUCUGGGAGUGCUCCGGUCAGUAUUCCUUCAUCCAGGCAUGGAAGAAAUUGUGGCUUACUUGAUCAGGCCCUGCCUCCAUCUUCUUCUAAGCCUACAAGGCCUGGGUAUUCUUCUCAAACUGAUCUCCUCAGAGCUCAAAAUACCUCUGCAUCUCGGACUUCUUCCCCUGAAGGUAAGCUACAAACCAAGAAGGAUCCAUUGAGCUUGGGGGACUUUCAGACUGGCAUAUCAUCGGCAAAGGCAUUUUCUUUUGGGAAAGAUGAAGCUGGAACCUUACCUGGACUCAAGUGCAGUUCAACAUGCAUCCCUUUGUCUAGAAGUUCUAGUAGGUUGUCUCUCCUGGAUGGGUUUGAUGAUUCUGAAUUUGAUUAUCCAUUUGCUGAUGACGAAGAUACGACAGAGUCAUGCAACAGGUUGGAGCUUUCUGAAGGCAAGGAUCAAGUCAGCUUGAAUUUGGAAACCAGAGGCCUGGUACCAGUCCCAAGGUCUCCAGAUGCUGUCGUUGGUGCACUUGUGCGAAUGCUCAACACUGCACCACCUCUGCGGCAAGAUCUUUCCAACUCGGUCAGAUCUUCUCAAGUCUUCAGGGAUGAAUCUUGGAUCCCCAGGAUCCAGCAUAAAGAAGACAUGGAAGCUGAAGUGGAGAAAUCUGAAAGCCCUGUUUCAAGUUCAGGAAUUACAGCUUCAGGGCUCCCUAAGCCAAGGACUACAGCAGACGCAUUAGCAGAGCUGAGGAGUUACAAGGAGAUGAAAGAAUUAUUAGUUAAACAAGGUGGAUCUCAAUCAUCGGAUGACAACUGUAAAGACAAGUCUGCAGAUAGAGAUUCUUCAUAAUGCUAACCGUCCCAAUUCCUUCAUGUACAUAUGUAGAGUGUUUGAUUUUGCCAAGGAAGCUGAAUCCUAGCAUACAACUUGAGGUGUUUUUGGCACUGUUAUUUUGAAGCAGCUUAUGAAAAUAUAAAUAUAGCAGAAUUGACAUGUAUAUUUAACAUAUAGUUCAUGAUAGGUUUGCUCAUUGCAUCGUCUACUUCCUCCGUGAAGUUAUGUAUGUUCUUGUGCUGACAAAUGUCAUUUAAAGUCAGUAGCUUGGUGGUACAUUUUAUAA
This is a messenger RNA of Elaeis guineensis (African oil palm), 3023 nucleotides long. NCBI's taxonomy places the organism in Eukaryota, Viridiplantae, Streptophyta, Magnoliopsida, Arecales, Arecaceae. The record is from RefSeq and is a predicted model, not a curated record.